Messenger RNA from Exophiala aquamarina CBS 119918, 1752 nucleotides. RefSeq lists its product as uncharacterized. Gene Ontology annotation, molecular function: medium-chain fatty acid-CoA ligase activity. The coding region runs from base 1 to 1752 and encodes 583 amino acids. The transcript has 3 exons. Gene Ontology annotation, biological process: fatty acid metabolic process. The record is from RefSeq and is a predicted model, not a curated record. Lineage: Eukaryota; Fungi; Ascomycota; Eurotiomycetes; Chaetothyriales; Herpotrichiellaceae.
AUGACUCUUCACAUUCCUCGCUCACCAGGCACGCUUGGCUGGUCUCCUGCCUUGGACCGUCAGACCUACGUUGCAACGACUUCAAACACCACCGGGCUGGACCUCAGUUUAAGGCGAGACUAUUCUCUGCCAUCUUUGCCCCUAUUUAUGCAAGCGCGAUCUCACGCCAUCGCCGCACCAUUGAAACCAGCUAUCAUUGACAAGACUAAGAACGAAAGCUUCACCUACUCGAACUUAUUGAGUGAUGUUGCUAUUUUCAAGACAAAGAUUCAACAAAUACUUGAUAAUCACAGGAGAUCCAAAGUAAAUCUUCGGCUGGAAGAACCAAGAAUUGCUUUCCUCGUCCCAGCCGGCUAUGACUAUGUUGUUGCUCAAUGGGCCAUCUGGGCUAUUGGGGCCAUCUGUGUACCGUUAUGUACAACACAUCCUCUCAGCGAACUCCUCUACACGAUCUCCGACUCUGAUCCUUCCUUGAUCAUUCUACAUCCCAGCUUCCAGGGUCUCGAAGCGGGUCUUCGCAGCAAAACAGAGGAUAUUCCACUGCUCAGGUUCGACCCACUAUCCAAGUUUGCAAAGCUGGACAUUUCUCCAGCUGUCCCACCAUUCACGAGUUGUCCUGCCCUAUCGCAACGAGCAUUGAUCAUAUAUACAUCUGGAACUACCUCGCGGCCGAAGGGGUGUGUCACCACGCACGAAACUCUAAUAUUCCAAGCUCGAUCUCUAGUUCAAGCAUGGAAAUAUCAUCGUUCUGACCACUUGAUACAUAUGCUUCCACUGCACCAUAUACAUGGAGUCAUUAAUGGUCUCACUGCUACACUUCUCUCAGGCGGGACUAUUGAAAUGUACACCAAAUUCGACCCAAAGAUUGUAUGGGACCGCUGGUCCGAAGUGGGCUCAUCAACCAUGUUUAUGGCUGUUCCAACUGUAUACUCUAGACUGAUUGACUAUUUCGACGCCAAGAUAAGAGGCAGUCAAUCAGAGGCAGCAGCUAGGAAAGGGGCACGAGCCUUGCGCCUGACUGUCAGUGGCUCAGCAGCUCUUCCUGUAUCGACGAAGCAAAAGUUUUGGGAGAUCACAGGACACGAGCUUCUUGAGCGUUAUGGCAUGACCGAGGUAGGCAUGGCAUUGAGCUGCGGUCUUGAUCCUGCACAGCGUAUCAGUGGCAGCGUGGGCUGGCCCCUCCCUGGAGUACGAGUGCGUCUUGUCAAACCAGAGACCCAAGAAAUCAUCAAGUCUUUUGGCAAGGACGAAUCUGGUCUCAUCGAGAUCCAUGGGCCCAACCUCUUUGCUGAAUAUUUCCGCCAGCCAGAAGCUACUGCUGAUUCAUUUACCUCAGAUGGAUGGUUCAAGACGGGGGACGUGGCGAAAAGAGAUGCGCACGGAGCAUAUUUCAUUCUAGGUCGCGAAAGCGUAGAUCUAAUCAAGAGCGGCGGCUACAAGAUCUCUGCACUAGAGGUCGAAAGAAAAAUCCUUGGAAACGCUCAACUAGGCCCCAUCAUCUCCGAAGUGGUGGUCGUGGGAGUAGAGGAUCCUGACUGGGGGCAAAGAGUCGCUGCUGUCGUGAAAAUGAAGCACUCGGUAAGUCAAAAGAAACCCCAAAAUCUGGCAACGAUGCGGAAGCAUCUCAAGGAAGACAUGGCGCCUUACAAGAUCCCAUCAAUACUCAAGAUAGUAGAAGCCAUCGAGCGGAACGCGAUGGGAAAAGUGAACAAAAAGCGGAUCGUCAAGCGCUAUUUUGGGCCUAAAUUGUAG